Messenger RNA from Geodia barretti, 538 nucleotides. Lineage: Eukaryota; Metazoa; Porifera; Demospongiae; Tetractinellida; Geodiidae. The record is from the annotation of a GenBank genome assembly.
ACACGUGUAUGACCUAUGUACAACUUAUGUAGAGCAUAAUAUAAGGUAAUUUGUAUAAUUAUGUUACUUACAUUUGCCGACCACGACGUCAUCCGAACACGCAACGAUGGCCUCGACGACAGAGCUAGAGACGCAGGAACUGUCACAGCUACAGUUCAACUCAAGCUCCCGCCCUUCUGGCCUGCUGAUCCAGACGUCUGGUUUGCCCAGAUUGAGGCGCAGUUCAGCAUAACUGCGUAGAGGACGAAAUAUGACUACGUGGUCGCUUCACUAUCACCGGAAAGUGCGCGACAACCCAUACGACAGCAAUUCAUUCAGCGAACCUGCCUCCCCGAGCAACGCAGACUCCAGCAACUUCUCCACUCCUUGGAGUUGGACGAACGCCACUGGCCUACAACCAAGUCGCCUAUUCUACAUUACAGACCGAGACACAGGCCUAUGUUUCCUCAUCGAUACCGGUGCUCAAUCGUCACUACUCAGCCUGAUCUGUGGUGGGAAAGAACAAAUGCAGCAGACACACUGGACACAGCACGGACAC